Messenger RNA from Aspergillus saccharolyticus JOP 1030-1, 1104 nucleotides. Its product is annotated as GNAT family N-acetyltransferase. The record is from RefSeq and is a predicted model, not a curated record. Gene Ontology annotation, molecular function: acyltransferase activity, transferring groups other than amino-acyl groups. The coding region runs from base 299 to 955 and encodes 218 amino acids. Lineage: Eukaryota; Fungi; Ascomycota; Eurotiomycetes; Eurotiales; Aspergillaceae. The transcript has a single exon.
GGUUGAGAAUCAUUGAGUCAAUAAGAUUGAUUAUCCUUUCUGAAUGAUAACCGCACAAACUGACGAUUGUGACUCACCGUCAACGAAAAGGCUGGGAAUAUCGCGGACUCCCACCGGGCGGGGUCCGAAAAGAGUAUAGCUUCACCAUCACCUUCUUUCAUCAACACUAUAAAAACCCUUCUCACCAGCACAUACACACACACACACACACACACAGACACAGACACAGAAGCAAACACACAUAUAAAGCGGAUCCAUCGUUAGAACAUCACCUAUAAAUUAGCGACUCCUCCUCGAAAUGUCUUACCCCACCCCCCUACGCUCCCAACGCCUCAUCUACCGCGCCGUCGAAGACACCCCCGAAGACGAAGACUUCAUCCACUCCAUCCAAUCCGACCCGGAAGCCUACGCCAACUCGACCCCCGCCCUACCCAAGCCCCAGGCCAAACGCGACACCGUCAAUGGGUACAAGAAAUCCCUGAUGGAACGAACCCUGCUGGCGGCUAUCCUCGUAUUGCCGCCUGAUUCGGGGCGUGCAGAGGAGGAGGGGGAUGAGCGCGCGAAGACGGACGCAGGGUCCAGUGCAGGUUCCGGCACCCCAAUUGGAAUCAUCUCGCUCCGGAAAGAGGGCGGCGACUAUGCCCACCAUCGUGGCACAUCCAUCACCCUCGACAUUGCGCGGCCCUACCGGAACCAGGGGUACGGGAGCGAGGCGAUCCACUGGGUCCUGCACUGGGCGUUUCAGCGGGCGGGUCUGCACCGCGUCGAGAUCCAGGCUCUGUCGUAUAACGAGGGCGCGGUGCGGUUGUAUGAGCGGUUGGGAUUCAGGGUGGAAGGGCGCCGGCGGGAGGCGUUUUGGCAUGAUGGGAAGUGGCAUGAUGAUCUGGUGUUUGGGAUGUUGGAGAGGGAGUGGAGGGAGAGGCAGACGGGUCGAGAAGAUGUGCAUGGCAAUUGAACUGGGGAUUUCACCAGUGAGAUUAUGGGGGAUUGUUUCAGUCGAAACCCAGCCGAGUCGUUCCUGGUUCAUGAGCGCAUGAGACCAGAUGGCACCGGUAGCAAGAAUCACAAAUCAUCAUCCUCGUGUCCAAGCUCCAUUCUGUGGCU